Messenger RNA from Lactuca sativa (garden lettuce), 994 nucleotides. The record is from RefSeq and is a predicted model, not a curated record. NCBI's taxonomy places the organism in Eukaryota, Viridiplantae, Streptophyta, Magnoliopsida, Asterales, Asteraceae.
AUUUUUAUAUAAUGAUAGAAAAGGAGUUCUUUCGUCUCAAAAUCUGAAUAAUAUUAUUCAUUAUUUCAAUUUUUCUGGGCAUUCAUCGAAAGGAGAUAUGUGCUUCGAAUUUGACCAAUUGAGAUAUAGGUAAACAUUAUUUUUUGAUUAUUUAUCCAUUCCAAUUUUUCGUCUAUUUCUGUAUUUUUUUCUAAAUUCAUAGGUUCGAUAACUUGUAAUAGAACUGAUGCGGGAGAGAAAUAUUAGAUUACAUAGAGUCGACGAAUGAGAUAGGUUCAUUAACAAUUCAGAGAUGAAAAAAUGGAAAAAAAGAAAGCAUUCACUCCUCUUUUAUAUCUUGCAUCUAUAGUAUUUUUGCCCUGGUGGAUUUCUCUCUCAUUUCAAAAAAGUAUGGAAUCCUGGGUUACUAAUUGGUGGAAUACUAGGCAAUCCGAACCUUUUUUGAAUGAUAUUGAAGAAAAGAGUAUUCUAGAAAAAUUCAUAGAAUUAGAGGAACUCCUCUUCUUAGAGGAAAUGAUUAAGGAAUACUCGGAGACACAUCUACAAAACCUUCGUAUAGGAAUUCACAAAGAAACAAUCCAAUUAAUCAAGAUACACAACGAGGGUCGUAUUCAUACGAUUUUGCACUUCUCGACAAAUAUAAUCUGUUUCAUUAUUCUAAGUGGUUAUUCUCUUUUGGGUAAUAAAGAACUUGUUAUUCUUAACUCUUGGGUUCAGGAAUUCCUAUAUAACUUAAGUGACACAAUAAAAGCUUUUUCUCUUCUUUUAUUAACUGAUUUAUGUAUCGGAUUUCAUUCGCCCCAUGGUUGGGAACUGAUGAUUGGCUUUGUCUACAACGAUUUUGGAUUUGUUCAUAAUGAGCAAAUUAUAUCUGGCCUUGUUUCCACUUUUCCAGUCAUUCUAGAUACAAUUUUCAAAUAUUGGAUUUUCCGUUAUUUAAAUCGCGUAUCUCCGUCACUUGUAGUGAUUUAUCAUUCAAUGAAUGACUGAAAAA